Elaeis guineensis (African oil palm) is the source of this 1210-nucleotide messenger RNA. Its product is annotated as endonuclease 2. NCBI's taxonomy places the organism in Eukaryota, Viridiplantae, Streptophyta, Magnoliopsida, Arecales, Arecaceae. Gene Ontology annotation, biological process: DNA catabolic process. Gene Ontology annotation, molecular function: nucleic acid binding; endonuclease activity. The record is from RefSeq and is a predicted model, not a curated record.
UGCCACCGGUGCCUCAUUCAGUUCUCCCUUUUUCUUGGCUCUCUUAGCUCCACCAGCACGCACCUCUGAUGAGAGAUGGCCUCUGCCUCUGGAAUCCAAAUACCAGCUCUCACCCUGCUGCUCCUCUUGUUUCCAGAAAUCAUCCAUGGCUGGGGAGUAGAUGGCCACUUGACGGUGUGCCAGAUAGCACAGGCUCGUUUAAGUGAUGCAGCAGCAGCAGCAGUAAAGGAGCUGCUCCCAAGCUCUGCUGAUAAUGAUCUAAGCAGUCUUUGCUCGUGGGCGGACAGGGUUAAGUUCCACUAUCGGUGGUCUUCGGAACUUCACUUCAUUAACACACCAGAUGUCUGCAACUACAACUACAACAGAGACUGCAAGGAUGAAAGUGGGGAGAAAGGUAGGUGUGUUUCAGGAGCAAUCACAAAUUAUACCAAUCAGCUUCUCACCUAUGGAAAAUCUGCUGCUGAUAGUCCAUAUAACCUCACAGAAGCACUUCUAUUCCUCUCUCACUUCAUGGGGGACAUUCAUCAGCCAUUACAUGUAGGUUUUGCCUCAGAUAAGGGAGGGAAUACUAUUGACGUCCAUUGGUACAGAACGAAAACAGUGCUCCACCAUGUGUGGGAUGAUAACAUUAUUGAGACAUCAGUUAAACAAUUCUAUGAGUCCAAUGUGGAAGACUUUGUCGAUGCAAUCAAACAAAAUAUAACGGGAGACUGGUCAAAUCAAGUUCUCGAAUGGGAAACAUGCACCAAUAACAAAAUUGUAUGCCCGGACGUAUAUGCUUCUGAAAGUAUCACUGCAGCAUGUGAUUGGGCAUACAAAAACGUGACAGAGGGUUCAGUGUUAGAAGAUGACUAUUUCCUCACCAGAUUGCCAGUGGUAAACCUGAGACUAGCUGAAGGUGGGGUUAGGCUAGCUGCAACACUCAACCGAAUUUUCUGAUGAAGGCUCAAAUCUAACUCUCCUUAUUUCCAAAGGAAAAAGGAAAGAGGGAAAAGAGGCUCAAAUAUUGCUUCUUUAGUGUUGCUCAUUGAGAUCUACAUGCAGUUAGUCAUCUGGAAUUCAAAUAGUUAAUUGAUUGAAGUGUUGGUACUAGUUUGUAUACUAUGGUUUGUAACUUGAUACUAUUUUUAAUUAGAUAUUGGCAAAUGUAUCAUCAUAUAACUUUCAAUCAAACCAGUCACUGCUUCUCCAUGAGAUAAAUUUGAUAUUA